AUGGCGGACGCGGUGGACGCGUCGACGCCGCUGUUGCGACGACGGCGACCGGCGACGGCGACGGUGGCGACGGCGGCGACGGCGGCGACGGCGGCGUUUUUGGCGACGUACGCGUGUUUGGGUGUUGGCGCGCGCGUCGGUGGACGCGCGCUUCCGAGCCUCGGCGUCGUCGGCGCGGAAAACGCCGUGGGCGUGGAAGGAGGCGAGUCGGAUGCGACGAAGUAUGCGGUGCUUCAAACGCAGUGCCUGCUGGUGUGCGGAUCGCAGGGCGACGGCGCGGCGAAGACGUUAAUGGACCUGAGCAUGGAGGCGGGCGGUCGGGCUCCGACGUGCGACGAGCUGCGGGCGGUCACGGCGGCGGACUCUUGCUACGCGAACAAGUGUACGUGCAUGGAGAAGGCGAUGUACACCAAAGAGAUUGAUUUGAUUUGCGCCACGGGAGAGACGACGAUGGAUGCCAUCGAAUCGAGCGCUUUCUUAAAGCAAGAGUUCGAAGCUGGACGCGACGCGUGUCCGCAAGAGUUUGCCCAGACGAAUGAGCGGGCGACUGUGAACAACGCGAGCCAGUUGGGCGUUCCUCUGUAUGCGAGCCCGAAACUUGGAAACAAGGACACGUGGGUGCCCAGAAAAGGUCAACUCCUCGCUCGCGCGCCCAGACAAAAUGAACUCGUCGGCGCCAAGACGCCAACAACCUUCAAACUUUACACGCAGUGUAAGCCCGACCACGUCAAAAAGCUAGGCGGUGAAUUCUGGUUUGAGAGCCUGGCAGGGGCGUACUUGGUCAGACACAAUUAUGGGAGUCAUUCGUUUUUCAAAAAAGAUAAAAGGCUCCGCAUGCAACGAGCCGAACUCGAAGAUGGAGUUUACGGUUACACUCUGACGACGGAUCAGGUUGACUGGGAAUACGGAUUCGAGCUCGAGAACUCGAAUGGGAACACGCUUUUGGAAAUCGGUAAAGUGAACAAAGACCAUCCGACGCUUCUUCAGAGAGAGUCGUGUACUCAACGCUACGGAGAGUAUUUCAACCGGGUGUUGACAACUGAAGAGAACCCAAACACAGUUUCUUACGUCUUUGGUAACUGUACUACCGAGUGCCCGAGUGACUACGUGGACUCUGCGUUCUGCGUUCAACCGCUCACUGACGUCAUUCCUUCAACAGAGUCUGAAGCAUUCGAUAUAGGUGAGCUGGUCGACGCGCGCCUCGCCAACUUUGCAUCCGCGCUGCUUUAUGCUUCGAGUACAUCUGUUUUGAACCGUCAAGGCGGUAGGACGUACGUUGUCAGGUACAACUCGGGCACCAAGAGUCAGCAAGACUGGAUCGUCGGCAUCAGCGACAAAGAGCGCACUCUCGUCAAGAUGGCAAGGAUUCGCGUGAAACGCGACGAAAUCACAGGUACUGGCAAAGUUUGGCGGCUUGAGACGCGAAAGUAUACCCUUCGACGAAAUGCCGGUUACGCGUAUGAAGACUGGAACGAACCAUCGGCCGGUUGCAUGAAGCAGUACUGUGACGUCGCCCGUUACCCUCUCCCAUCCUUUUGGGACCAGUCGAGUCCAAAUAGUGGAGGCGACUAUCGAGUCAUGCGAAUCGAAUACACAAAGCUCGAUCUCGGCGAUGCGCCGCCGCAACAAUUCACAGUUUCGCUCGACGAACGCCCUCUCAGUCCAUCGGUUCCGAAGCAACUACUGGCUCCCGGGACGUGGGGAGAAGAUCUCGACGUUCGCCGCGUCAUCUUGCGCAGUGGCACCAUUUGCGGCUCUUGGAUUAACCAAAAGAACUGCAUGUUUGCCAACGCUGUGCCAGUGAAUCCAAAACACUGGGACGAUUACAACGGACCCACAAAGAAUAUCAAGCAGUGGCUCAUCCUUACCAUGGAUGGUUAUUUCAAGGGGCAACGUAUCGAAGUCACAGUGGGUACUGACGGAGGCGUGUACGCCAGAGCAAUUGAAGCGCGUUAUAUUGUGAGAAGCUACGAUCCGGAUGACCCCAGCACUUUUGAUCCUCUUGCGUACGACUUGAGCGAACAGAUGUCGAAAAGUACGAGCAAAGCGAACAUUGCCGAGGGCUACGACGACGGAGGUUACGGCACGGGCGCGAUCACGUUCCAUCUUGCCGCCGAGAUGAGCGCAUCUCUUCGAGGCGUGAGUUGCUAA
Molecule: messenger RNA, 2151 nt
Organism: Ostreococcus tauri
Lineage: Eukaryota; Viridiplantae; Chlorophyta; Mamiellophyceae; Mamiellales; Bathycoccaceae
Product: unnamed product
Exons: 1
Coding region: 1-2151 (716 amino acids)
Source: RefSeq, a predicted model, not a curated record